Messenger RNA from Clonostachys solani, 474 nucleotides. NCBI's taxonomy places the organism in Eukaryota, Fungi, Ascomycota, Sordariomycetes, Hypocreales, Bionectriaceae. The record is from the annotation of a GenBank genome assembly.
AUGUCUGAAACUCCAGAAUUCAAUGAGCUUGGCGAGCUUCAUAAAGAUCUAAAAGCCCUUGACGAGGAUCUUAAAGACCUUAAUGAAGACCUGACCUAUUUGGUUUCCUGGAAAGAAUUCUUCGUUCGUCUGUUUGAAGCCGGUCUCAAACAGCACGAAAAAGACGAAACCGAAUUGGCUCAGUAUAGAAACUUUCUCGGUCGUGUGAGUGAAGGAGGUCUCCUUCCAACCUCUUGCAAGUUUGAUAGAGAGCUGAAAAAAUUGGACAACCCUGAUGAUUUUGUCGGGGUUUGGAUGGAUGACAUAGUAUUGAUGAUAAUGAAGCAAAAGGUCGACAGGAAGAUGCAGACAAAGAAGCAGCAGAUUUUGGACAAGGAGGAAGAAAUUCGGGAUAAGAAGAAGGUGAUUGAGGAGGAGGAGUCUAUGACCGAGGAGCAGAUAAGGGAGCGAGGAAUCAAGUCGUACAGGUGGUAG